Dibothriocephalus latus is the source of this 348-nucleotide messenger RNA. Lineage: Eukaryota; Metazoa; Platyhelminthes; Cestoda; Diphyllobothriidea; Diphyllobothriidae. The record is from the annotation of a GenBank genome assembly.
AUGCCGGGCUUUAUCAUCCGUCUCGUGCUCGAUGACGCGACAAUAAAAUUUGAACACUCGCUAGAGGAGUUUGAAAACGUUCUACUUGGUAUGUUCGCAGAGAUGAAGAAGGUGAUCGAGGGCAUACCUCGGAUUGAAACCCGCCUUUACACCGAUUGGCAAGCGGCUGGUGGGGACAAUGUCUGCUUGCAUCCCGUGAUUCUGGAGGAAUUUCUUGAAAUGCACAAAAACCGGAUUCUGGCAAUGCUCAAGCGCGAGUCUCGAGGUCCACAGCAACAUUUGUCGCAGUAUGACAAAUAUAACUUCCUGAUAAGUCGCCAGGUACUUGCCCUCGUCAUGUAUACAUAA